Messenger RNA from Loxodonta africana (African savanna elephant), 4094 nucleotides. RefSeq names its product protogenin (gene PRTG). Gene Ontology annotation, biological process: cell-cell adhesion. The transcript is spliced from 20 exons. Lineage: Eukaryota; Metazoa; Chordata; Mammalia; Proboscidea; Elephantidae. The coding region runs from base 1 to 3594 and encodes 1197 amino acids. Gene Ontology annotation, molecular function: protein binding. The record is from RefSeq and is a predicted model, not a curated record. Gene Ontology annotation, cellular component: plasma membrane.
AUGGCGCCUUCUCCGCGACCCGGCGCCCGCCUGCGGCCGCCCGGGAUGCUGCGCCGCGCGCUCCCGGCCCUGCUGCUGCUGCUGCUGCUGCUCGGCGCCGUUCCAGGAGUGUGGUGCUUUAACGAACUGUUUUUUAUAAAAGAGCCACAGGAUGUAACUGUCACAAGAAAGGACCCGGCUGUUUUAGAUUGCCAGGCCCAUGGAGAUGUUCCUAUUAAGGUCACAUGGUUGAAAAAUGGAGCAAAACUGUCUGAAAGUAAAUGGAUCCAGGUCCUGUCUAAUGGCUCCUUAUACAUCAGUGAGGUGGAAGGCAAGCGAGGAGAGCAGUCUGAUGAAGGAUUUUAUCAGUGUUUGGCAGUGAACAAAUACGGAGCCAUUCUUAGUCAGAAAGCUCAUCUUACCUUAUCAACUAUUUCUGCAUUUGAAGUUCAGCCCGUUUCCACUGAGGUUCAUGAAGGUGGAGUUGCUAGAUUUGCAUGCAGCAUUUCAUCAAACCCUCCUGCAGUCAUAACAUGGGAAUUAAAUCGGACAACUCUACCUUUAGCUAUGGACAGAGUAACUGCCCUACCAACAGGGGUAUUGCAGAUCUAUGAUGUUGGCCAGAAGGAUGCUGGGAAUUACCGCUGCGUCGCUGCUACUGUCGCCCAUAGGCGUAAAAGUAUGGAGGCCUCACUAACAGUGAUUCCAGCCGAGGCAUCUAACCCCUUCCACACACCGGCCAUCCUAGCAGGUCCCCAGAACAUAACUGCCUCUCUUCACCAGACUGUGGUUUUGGAAUGUGUGGCCACAGGAAAUCCCAAACCAAUCAUUUCUUGGAGCCGUCUUGAUCACAAGUCCAUUGAUGUCUUUAAUACUCGGGUGCUUGGAAAUGGUAACCUCAUGAUAUCUGACGUCAGGCUGCAACAUGCUGGAGUGUAUGUUUGUCGGGCCACAACCCCAGGCACACGGAACUUCACUGUUGCUAUGGCAACUUUAACUGUAUUAGCUCCUCCUUCAUUUGUUGAGUGGCCAGAAAGUUUAACAAGGCCUCGAGCUGGCACUGCUCGAUUUGUAUGUCAAGCAGAAGGCAUCCCCUCACCCAAAAUGUCCUGGCUGAAAAAUGGAAGGAAGAUCCAUUCAAAUGGGAGAAUUAAAAUGUAUAACAGUAAAUUGGUAAUUAACCAGAUUAUUCCUGAAGAUGAUGCUAUUUACCAGUGCAUGGCUGAGAACAGCCAAGGAUCUGUUUUAUCUCGAGCUCGACUGACUGUGGUGAUGUCAGAAGACAGACCCAGUGCUCCUUCUAACGUGCACGCGGAAACCAUGUCAAGUUCAGCCAUCCUUUUAGCUUGGGAAAGGCCACUUUAUAACUCAGACAAAGUCAUUGCUUAUUCUGUGCACUACAUGAAAGCAGAAGGUUUAAAUAAUGAAGAGUACCAAGUAGUCAUCGGAAAUGACACAACUCAUUAUAUUAUUGAUGACUUAGAACCUGCCAGCAAUUAUACUUUCUACAUUGUGGCUUAUAUGCCAAUGGGGGCCAGCCAGAUGUCUGACCAUGUGACCCAGAAUACUCUAGAGGACGUGCCCCUGAGACCUCCUGAGAUUAGUUUGACAAGUCGAAGUCCCACGGACAUCCUCAUCUCCUGGCUGCCCAUCCCAGCCAAGUAUCGACGGGGCCAGGUGGUACUCUACCGCCUGUCCUUCCGCCUGAGUUCCGAGAGCUCCGUCCAAGUUCUAGAGCUCCCGGGAACCACGCAUGAGUACCUCCUGGAGGGCCUGAAGCCUGACAGCAUCUACCUGGUCCGCAUUACUGCUGCCACCAGGGUGGGGCUGGGAGAGGCCUCAGUGUGGACGUCACACAGGACACCCAAAGCUACAAGUGUGAGAGCCCCAAAGUCUCCAGAGUUAUAUUUGGAGCCUCUGAACUGUACGACCAUCUCAGUGAAGUGGUACCAAGAUGCUGAGGACACAGCGACCAUCCAGGGCUACAAGCUCUUCUAUAAGGAAGAAGGGCAGCAGGAGCACGGCCCCAUCUUCUUGGAUGCCAGUGACCUUCUCUACACUCUGAAUGGCUUAGACCCCAGAAGAAAGUAUCACGUGAGGCUGCUAGCUUACAGCCGCAUAGAAGAUGGCUACCAGGCUGAUCAGACAGUCAGCACUCCAGGAUGUGUGUCCGUUCGCGAUCGCAUGGUUCCUCCUCCCCCGCCACCCCAUCACCUCUAUGCGAAGGCUAAUAGCUCAUCCUCCAUCUUCCUGCACUGGAGGAGGCCUGCGUUCACCACUGCACAAAUAAUUAACUACACCAUCCGCUGUAACCCUGUCGGCCUGCAGAAUGCUUCUCUGGUUCUGUACCUUCAAACAUCGGAAACUCAGAUGUUGGUUGAAGGUCUGGAACCAAACACGAAAUACGAGUUUGCUGUUCGACUGCACGUGGGUCGGCUCUCCAGUCCCUGGAGCCCGGUAGUCUACCACUCCACGCUUCCAGAAGCACCAGCAGGUCCACCAGUGGGAGUAAAAGUGACAUUGAUAGAGGAUGACACCGCCCUGGUUUCUUGGAAACCCCCUGACGGCCCAGAAACAGUUGUGACACGCUAUACUAUCUUGUAUGCAUCCAGGAAGGCCUGGAUUGCAGGAGAGUGGCAGGUCCUACACCGAGAAGGGGCAAUAACUAUGGCUUUGCUGGAAAACCUGGUGGCAGGAAACGUGUAUAUUGUCAAGAUAUCUGCAUCCAAUGAGGUGGGAGAAGGACCCUUUUCAAAUUCUGUGGAGCUAGCUGUUCUUCCGAAGGAGACUUCUGAAUCAAAUCAGAGGCCCAAGCGUUUAGAUUCCGCUGAAGCCAAAGCAUAUUCAGGCUAUUACCAUCUGGACCAAAACUCAAUGACCGGCAUCGCUGUAGGUGUUGGCAUAGCCUUGACCUGCAUCCUCGUCUGUGUUCUCAUCUUGAUAUACCGAAGUAAAGCCAGGAAAUCAUCUGCUUCUAAGACAGCACAGAAUGGAAGUCAGCAGUUAUCUCGCCCCGGUGCCUCCUUAGCCAGUGGAAGUGAAGUGGGGAAGAGCCUGGAAGGAGCUGUAGAAAAUGAAGAAUCCUUAACACCAAUGAUGAUGCCCAGCAGCUUCAUUGACGCAAAGGGAGGAACUGAUCUGAUAAUUAAUAGCUAUGGCCCUAUAAUUAAAAACAACUCUAAGAAAAAAUGGCUUUUUUUCCAAGACUCUAAGAAGAUAAAAGUUGAGCAGGCUCAAAGAAGAUUUUCUCCAGCGGUCUGCUUUUACCAGCCAGGCACUACUGUGUUAAUCAGUGACAAAGACUCUCCCCACUCCCCCAGUCAGACAGCCAGCUUCCCGAGGCCCUUCGGUGCUGCUGCUGAUGCUGAGCACUCAGCAAAUAGUGAAGGCAGCCACGAGACUGGGGAUUCUGGAAGGUUUUCCCACGAGUCCAGUGAUGAGAUACACCUGUCCUCAGUCAUCAGUACCACACCCCCGACCUCUUCCUGCUUCACGGGCAGCGAUUCAGGUGGGAAUCACGCCGUGAGCAAAUGUGAAGACCCUGCAGGGCCGCCGGUUGCUGAGCAGACUUCCUCUCCGGUUCCAGUUCCACGGCCACCGUCUGCUAUGCUGUGAUUUGAUAAAAAUGAUUUUCCAAUCUAGACAGCCACGUUCAGGUAUCGUCACCUGUAAGUCUGUUCGAAGGACAAUGAACAGGGAGCCAAAGCCUUUUGUGAAAAUCUUGAUGUCUUACUGGGUAUUUCAGCCUUUUUUGAAUGUGUGUGUGUGUUUUUUUUUUUUAACUCAUAUAUUUUGAAUGUGUUAUUGUCAGCAAUGUGAACAGACAGGAUCUUUGACUGGAUUAUAAAAUAGAUCACUGGAGCAAAGGGAAGACUUUGAAAGCCCCUUUGCUGACUAUCUACCUCAGUUUGCCAGAUGGCAAACCCUGAAGACAGCUUUGUUACCUCGUUUGUUGUUUUAGUGUCUCAGCUACAUAACCAACGAUACUUCCUACUAGCAUUUUGUUUUCAUUGCUGUAUGUGUAAUAUGUAAUGUGUUUGAUCAAAGGAGUCACAUAGGUAGAUGAGUAAGAAUGUUUAUCUGAAGCUCUGAUUUAAAAAAAAAAAAAAACAAAA